AAUCCGUCCCUCGCUGCGAAGCGGAACGAUUCAUAAAACGUGAUAUCGUCCAUCCUUUUGGAUUUAUUUCUCUCUGCUAGCUUCCCUCGCUAUUGUCAUAGUGGUCUCGCGCGUUGCAGUUCUCUGGUGAGAAGCGCAAUUUGCUAUAAUGGCGUCGCACGGUCAUCUUGAGGAGGAUGAUGAUUUUGGAGGCGACUUCACUGGAACGCACAACAAUAGGCAUUCAGGAAAUAAGAGAGGUUUUGGCGAUCUCGAAGAUGAAGAGGAUGACUUAUUUGGUUCCAAAAAGGCUAACGCUAAAGUCGAAGAAACUGCUCCAGGUGUAGCGACAGGAAUGAUUCUGUCACUUCGUGAGAGUCUUAAAAGCUAUGAGGACACACUCACAACAUGCCGGACAGAGCUUGAAAUUGCCAAGUCUGAGAUUCAGAAGUGGAUUACUUCAUUUCAGAAUGAAAAUUUCAUUCCUGCUGGUGCUUCCCCUGAACCUAAAUUUGUGAUCAGCUUUCUGCAAUCCCUGAAGUUCUCGGAGGAGUCUCUAAGAGACCAGCUAGAAAAGGCAAAGAAGAAGGAAGCAGCUUUUAUUGUUACAUUUGCUAAACGAGAGCAGGAGAUUGCAGAGUUGAAGGCUGCAGUCCGGGACUUGAAAGCACAGUUGAAGCCACCAUCCAUGCAGGCUAGAAGAUUAUUGAUAGAUCCUGCAAUACAUGAAGAGUUUACUCGUCUGAAGAGUUUGGUUGAGGAGAAAGACAAAAAGGUUAAGGAGCUGCAAGAUAACAUUGCCGCAGUAAGUUUUACUCCAUCAAGCAAGAUGGGUAAAAUGCUGAUGGCUAAAUGUAGGACUCUGCAAGAGGAAAAUGAAGAGAUAGGAAAUCAAGCUGCUGAAGGAAAGAUGCAUGAGUUAGGAAUAAAGCUUGCGGUGCAGAAAUCUCAAAAUACGGAACUUAGAAAUCAUUACGAAGCCUUACAGAAACAUAUGGAGGGGCUGACAAAUGACGUUGAAAGGUCAAACGAAUUGGCUAUCGUGUUGCAAGAGAAGCUUGCAGAGAAGGAUCGGGAGCUUCAAAGCUUCAAGGAAGCUUUACAGCAGUCGAAGAGUCCAACGGUCGAGAAUAAAGUUGAUUCACCCCCUGCCGAGAAGCCACCCAAAGAUGAGGUGGUUAUUUCCGGCGAUGCUGAAAGCUGAGAUAAAAUAGAUUUUCUAAAUUUUGUACCUGUAUAUUACGUUUAAUUUCGCACAUUCUAAUAUUUCGUUUCUAGCCUAUGAAUAUCGUUACAUUCCAUAAGAGAAAUAUGAAAAAUAUUGCAUGUUUUAAUUUUUACC
Messenger RNA from Cucurbita maxima (winter squash), 1321 nucleotides. Its product is annotated as FKBP12-interacting protein of 37 kDa-like. NCBI's taxonomy places the organism in Eukaryota, Viridiplantae, Streptophyta, Magnoliopsida, Cucurbitales, Cucurbitaceae. Gene Ontology annotation, cellular component: nucleus. The record is from RefSeq and is a predicted model, not a curated record. Gene Ontology annotation, biological process: regulation of alternative mRNA splicing, via spliceosome. Bases 149 to 1183 code for a protein of 344 amino acids. The transcript is spliced from 14 exons.